Messenger RNA from Pocillopora meandrina, 342 nucleotides. NCBI's taxonomy places the organism in Eukaryota, Metazoa, Cnidaria, Anthozoa, Scleractinia, Pocilloporidae. The record is from the annotation of a GenBank genome assembly.
AUGGUUUUGCUGAGGAACAUAUGCGGUCUUGUUCGCCCAGCUACCGGCUGGGAUACACUUCCUCCUGCAGCAGACACAACCCUUGAGGCAGAUAUCGUUCGCAUCAAGUGCUACAGAAACACAGUGUAUGGUCAUGCCAGCGAGGCCUUCAUAGAUGACCCAACAUUCAAUCAAUACUGGCAGGACAUCCAAGAUGCAUUGGUGAGACUGGGAGGAGCUGGUUACCAAAGUGCUAUCCAUAAUCUGAAAGAGGAAUGCAUGGAUCCUGAUUUCGAAGAACACUAUAAAGAGCUUCUUAAGCAGUGCAUCGUGGAUGAAGUAAGCAUCAAAGAAACAAUGGAU